Blumeria graminis f. sp. triticale is the source of this 1962-nucleotide messenger RNA. The record is from the annotation of a GenBank genome assembly. Lineage: Eukaryota; Fungi; Ascomycota; Leotiomycetes; Helotiales; Erysiphaceae.
AUGUCGCACCAAAUUUCAAUCAAUCCUUUCAUUACCUUUAUGAUCAAAGAAAAUACAAGUCGUAUAAUGGCGCAAACAAUAUCUAAUAGUAGCUGGCCGUGUCGGAAAGAAACCCUCCUCUUUAAGGACAUCCGGAGAACAAUAUACCAAUGCCAGAUUGUUCAUCAUUACGUCGACAAAUUAAGGGCAAGAAAAUUCAGUGUACGGUCUUUACAUUAUCGUUUUGGACUGAGAGACAGAAAUUUAAUGUUGAAAAAUAUAAGCGUCAGAACCUUACAUCAGUGCAGAUUUUAUUACAAAGAAAAUAUGGAAAUUAGCACAUGCUCGAAGGCAGUUGAUUAUGUCCAGAAAGAGUUAAGCAGGAAUAUUUUUUCACUAAUUGGCAAAGAAGGCAACAUGAAUCAGAAAACUUCACACUCAAUCUCUGCGUGCAAACCCGAUAACAAGGCUCUUAGCAGUCAAAAAUUUAAUAUUAAUAUGGAUUCGACACCUACAUCACUUGACUCAGCUCACAUUCAACCUUUGAUAACAAACUCUUCGUCACUAUUAUCAACACGAAAAGAACGAUCAGACCAUCUGGCAUAUGACUUUUCGACACAGCCUUAUGAAGACAACAAAAACCUGCAAAAUUCGACCAAUUACAAGCACAUAGAUAAUAUUAUGCAGUCAAAGACUACAGGAAAAGUAACUGCCACAAAUUUAUUACACACAAGUUGUGAGAACUACCAGAAAAACGCGGUAGACAAGACAGAAAAUCUCAAUAAACAACUGCCAUCAGCUUCAAAGCUUUCCAACUCUUUGAAUAGCUGGGAGCUACAGAGCCAUCAAGUAGAUAACUCAACCAAUACGCACAUAUUUAUAUCGCAUGCAGAAGAAUCACUCAACCAUUCGCUCGAAUAUCAAAGCUCUAACGUAACGCCUCAGAAGAAUGCUACGAGUGGAUCUAAGCUACAGAAUAAUAUUGAAUCAGAAACAAUUCAUGUCUUGGGAAUGGGGCCAGCAGGUCAGUUUAUUGCUCACAGCAUUGCUCGUCUCGAGCACGCUCCGCCUGUUGUGCUUCUAAUGCACCGUCCAUUACAAAUUCAGCUAUGGCACGACGAAGGAGCUGCAAUUCGAAUCUACAGGGGCGGUAAAAUUUUCUCAGAAUCAAACUUUCAUGUCGAGUCUUCCGCCAACUUUAGACGAACCAGUCCGGAGCAGAAUUUUGUCGGCUUUGGGGAAAAUCUCGAACACACAUCGGAACCUCCAAUCUACGCUAUAGAUACUCUUAUUGUUGCGACCCCUGCUUCCGCAACAGUCUCAGCACUACUCUCCGUUCAGCACCGAAUACGCCCGACCACAACAAUUUGCCUUAUUCAGGACGGCAUGGGGAUGAUCCACAAGAUUAAUAGAAUUGUUUUUCCGGAUGCAGAGAAAAGACCGAUAUAUGUCCUUGGGUACAUGAGACACGAUCUUGGACCUACCGACAACUUCUUUUCGCAUUUCGAAAGAAGUCCGUCUAAACUUUACUGUUCCAAGAUGCCGAGAAUUAGUUUGACGGAACUUCAAAAUGGUGCAACUAUUGAGCGAGUUGAUUUCAGUUGGUCACCCCAGGCUAGGCAUCUUGUGGGGACACUUCUUAGAACACCUGAGCUUAAUACUGCAGCACUGGGCCACAAGGAUUUCCACAAAAGACAGCUUUCUAGACUAGUUGUCAGCGCUGUAAUAGAGCCUCUUGCCGUCGCUUUCGACUGUGUCAAUGGCCAGCUUUUGGAAAACUUUGGUGUAGCAAAUAUAAUGAGGGGUCUGAUUCAAGAAAUCUCAGUACUCAUUCCCGUUCUUCCUGAACUCCGAAAUAUUAAAAAUGUUCAGCGAGACUUUAGUCCUGAACGCCUGGAAAAAAAAAUUCUGAACCGUAUUCAAAAGAGUGAUGUCAUGGUAUCGUCCAUGCUUGCAGCUAUAAGACAGGGGCUCGGGAACUAA